UUGUUGUCAAAUUGACAGUGACGUGUAACUUUCAUGUUGACAUUACGUACUUUAAUCGAAAUAUAUCGAUUGAAUAUUAAUAAAUAUACUGAAAGAAGUUAAUACAAUAAACAUGUCGACUAAAAAUAAAACAUCAGAUGGUGUUAGUAAGGGAAAAGUUACAGAGUCUCUUUGGACGAGAGCAUUUACCGCAGACACAGAAUGGUCCGACAAGGAGGAGUUUCUAGACGUAAUCUACUGGAUGAGACAGAUAAUUGGCAUCAUACUAGGUCUCUGUUGGGGUCUUAUACCUUUGAAGGGUUUUAUUGGAUUCUUACUAUUUGUGCUUGUGAAUACAAUUGUGGUUUAUUUCUACAUCAACAAUUACCAAAAGAUAGAUGAAGAUGAAUAUGAUGGUGUGUGGGAGAUCUACAAAGAAGGAUUAUUGACAGCUUCUGCGGGAUUUUUGGUGACAUGGAUAAUUAUCUACACAGGAUUGUAUGGAAAUGAGAGUUUGUUAUGAAAAGAAAGUUUAACAAACUUAGGACAAAGCCAAGAAAUCUGCCAACUGAGAAUGAGAUAGUGAUGUGCUUGAUAAUUUUUUUUUGUGAUUUGAGUGAUGUUGAAGGUAGGCAUAGGUAUUUUUUGUUAAAUCCAUAGAUAAUUUUGCAAUUGCAGAAUCUGUGAUGUGGUUCAUACAUUUUUUUCAUAUGACCAUAUUUUUAAAUUAAAAUUAUAAUUAUGAAUGGAAUGUAACCUAAAUUUUAUUUAGUUGGAAUAAUAAACAAUUUAGAUAAGUACAUUUCUGCAAAUACUCUAAGCACUAGAUGUUACCAUAUUAAUAAAAUAACAGUUAAAAUGUAUGUUGAAAUUUGCUAAAAAUUUGUAUGUAGUUCUGGUUAAAAAAAAUCUAAAGUUUUAUACAUUUUGAAUGAUUUACAAGUAUGCAUUAA
Papilio polytes (common Mormon) is the source of this 932-nucleotide messenger RNA. RefSeq lists its product as uncharacterized. Lineage: Eukaryota; Metazoa; Arthropoda; Insecta; Lepidoptera; Papilionidae. Gene Ontology annotation, biological process: mitochondrial respirasome assembly. Bases 113 to 502 code for a protein of 129 amino acids. The record is from RefSeq and is a predicted model, not a curated record. The transcript is spliced from 4 exons.